AUGAAGUUCACACUUGCUAAAAUACUUCUUAUCUUGACCAUUUCAAUAUUUAUCAUCGAUGCCGUUUUUGCAUUACCGCACCCUAAAAGGAUCAAAAAGAAAUUAAAACAUUCAAAAUCAUCUUGCAAAGGAAAAAAUUCGUCACAUCACCAUAAUUGUAAAGUCAAAAAGGUGGAUAUUGUUACUUCUAUUGCUCCCUAUAUUCCUACUGAUAUUCCUGGAAUCCCAAAUAAAUCUACCUUUAUUCCUAAUGGUACUAAUGUUCCUGGAAUCCCAAAUAAACCUAAUGGUACUAAUGUUCCUGGAAUCCCAGCUAAACCUAAAAUACCUAAAAAACCAAAUUAUGGACAUGGUUCUUCGAGCUCUGGUGAUACUAGCACACAUUCCGGAUCAGGAACAUUUUAUAACCCAGGAUUGGGCGCAUGUGGACAGACUGACAGUGAUUCAGAUACUAUAGUGGCUAUGGGUGCUCCAUAUUUUGAUCAAUAUACUCCUAACGGUAAUCCGAAUCAUAACACGCUAUGCGGUAAACAAAUAAAAAUUCACUAUAAUGGAAAGUCAGCUAUUGGAACAAUUGAAGAUCGAUGCCCAGAAUGCGCAGGUGGAGAUGUAGAUAUGUCGCCGGCAGUAUUCAACCAACUUGCAGAUCCGUCUCAAGGUCGAAUCCCAAUUACGUGGGAGUUGAUGUAG
Molecule: messenger RNA, 690 nt
Organism: Ambispora leptoticha
Lineage: Eukaryota; Fungi; Glomeromycota; Glomeromycetes; Archaeosporales; Ambisporaceae
Source: the annotation of a GenBank genome assembly